AGGGGCAGGAGUGGCGUUCGGAGCGGCCUGGGCCCGGCGGAGCGCGGCGGAAUCCGGCUGCCCUCGGCCGGCCGCCGGGGGCUGCACGGAGACCCCCGGGAGCGGGGCGCCCCAGUGUGCACCGCCGGGCGCAGGAGGCAGAGCCGCCCCAGGGGGCCAAAGAGACGCCGGGAGAGUCGCGGGACCCCCCAGGGGCAGGGGCGGGACCUCCGCGGCUCCCCUCCCUCCCCGAUCCGGGCCCCGCCCCGCCCCCCUCCCCGCGCGGGGCCGGGGUCCGCCUCCUGCCCCGGCCGGGGACCCGGCGUCGCGCGCUCCCCCCCGGGUGCCAUGGCCUCGCGGCUCCUGCAUCGGCUGCGGCACGCCCUGACGGGCGACGGCCCCGGGGAGGUGGCGGUCGGCCCCGAGGCCGAGCAGUUCCCGGAGAGCUCGGAACUGGAGGACGACGACGCCGAGGGCCUGUCGUCACGCCUCAGCGGCACCCUGAGCUUCACCAGUGCCGAGGACGACGAGGACCAGGACGACGAGGACGACGAGGAGGCUGAUCCCGACCCGCUGCCCCCUGCGGACCGGGCGGCGGGAGAAGACGCAGGCCCAUCCUGUGCUCAUGCAGAACGGAGUCCUCCACCUGAUGGGCAGCGGGGCAGUCAGCUCCUGACUCGGCAGUUGCAAGAUUUCUGGAAGAAGUCCCGGAACACCCUGGUACCCCAGCGGUUGCUGUUUGAGGUGACCAGCGCCAACGUGGUCAAGGACCCACCCUCCAAGUACGUGCUCUACACCCUCGCCGUGAUAGGCCCGGGGCCACUCGAUCGCCAGCCAGCCCAGAUCUCCCGCCGCUACUCGGACUUUGAGCGGUUGCACCGAAACCUACAGCGGCAGUUCCGGGGCCCCAUGGCUGCCAUCUCCUUCCCCCGCAAGCGCCUGCGCCGCAACUUUACUGCAGAGACCAUCGCCCGCCGCAGCCGGGCCUUCGAGCAGUUUUUGGGCCACCUCCAGGCAGUGCCCGAGCUGCGCCAGGCCCCAGACCUGCAGGACUUCUUCGUGCUGCCCGAACUGCGGCGGGCGCAGAGCCUCACCUGCACUGGCCUCUACCGCGAGGCCCUGGCGCUCUGGGCCAACGCCUGGCAGCUGCAGGCCCAGCUGGGCGUCCCCUUGGGCCCAGACCGUCCUCUGCUGACCCUGGCGGGGCUGGCCGUGUGCCACCAGGAGCUGGAGGACCCUGGGGAGGCCCGGGCAUGCUGUGAGAGGGCCCUACAGCUGCUGGGGGACAAGAGCCCUCACCCUUUCCUUGCACCCUUUCUAGAGGCCCAUGUGCGGCUCUCCUGGCGCCUGGGCCUGGACAAACGCCAAUCAGAGGCCCGGCUCCAGGCCCUGCAGGAAGUAGGCCUGACCCCCACGCCACCCCCCAGUCUCAAAGAAUUACUCAUCAAGGAGGUGCUGGACUAACCACGCCUAGACUUAAGGCCACUGUGGGGGGAGGCGCUGCCCCAGGAUGAGGGGUGGAGUAGGGGCGGAUGAGGACAUGGACAGCAGCUGGGAGGCAGCCGGGGGUGCUGGGAACCCCUAGAAGUUCCACAAAGAGAACCCCUGGAAGUUCCACAAAGAAUUUGUAGUAGACCAAGGAAACAUGCUUCUUCUGUUGAGCUGGGCUCAGGACAAGCUUUGGCUGAGAUGGUGCAGGGAGAACGUCUGAUGCAGCCUCUCCAGCUUAUGAAUAUCUCGGGGCUGUGCCCCAGGUCAGGGUCAAUGGUCCCUUUUCCUUGGGCCUCCAAGCCAGCCUGGCUAAGGGCCAGGGACUCUGGCCCAGGAGUCCUGGGGUUGACGGCUGGAGGGAGGGCUGCAGUUCUGGCCCAGGGGGAUUAAAGGCCAGCAGCUCCAGUG
This is a messenger RNA of Hippopotamus amphibius kiboko, 1878 nucleotides long. RefSeq names its product sorting nexin family member 21 (gene SNX21). The transcript is spliced from 3 exons. Gene Ontology annotation, molecular function: protein binding; phosphatidylinositol phosphate binding. Gene Ontology annotation, cellular component: early endosome membrane. Gene Ontology annotation, biological process: protein transport. NCBI's taxonomy places the organism in Eukaryota, Metazoa, Chordata, Mammalia, Artiodactyla, Hippopotamidae. Bases 328 to 1443 code for a protein of 371 amino acids. The record is from RefSeq and is a predicted model, not a curated record.